GUAAGAGAAGACGUGUGUGCUCUGCAUCCAUCUCCUCACAGAGCUGCGUGCACAGAUGUGAGUUAAGGGCAUGCACUUUAACGUAGUUGAUCAUUUUAAUCACAUCCUACAAAGCAUUAAGUUCAAGUGACAUUUUUGGCUAGCCAGCAUUUCUCUGUAGGUGACACAGUGCACAGACUUGCAUUCAGAAGUGACCUCUUUGGCCAGAGUAGUGAAACCAGAAAGCCGUCCAGUCCCGGCAGCUGCUCCGUCUGUGCACACACUGACACGGAAUGACCAGUGCAGUUUUCCUGCUGCGGAAUCACUCAGAGACGUGACUAGUUCUGGAGCGGAGGCAUUGGUGGGCAACAAAAGCACUCAUGACACAUCCUCCUGAAAAAUAUACCGCAUGAAAACAAGACGCGUCAACCUGGAUUGUGGACCACAGUGCCUCAUUAACCCUCUCCAACGGUUGUACCUGAGCACCCUCCGCUGUUUCAUCGACUCGUCUAGUGAUGGCGUCGGAGCACGUGCCACCUUCUGAACUGAAGCUUCUCCUAAGAGUUCACGACAAACGUCCUUAGCAGCGGCAGCAUCAGGUCUUCACCAACAGUGAAGGGCUUCUUAGCUUCAGCAGCGCGGUCAGCCACUAAGAACAGUGCUCUCAGUGCAGAUACAUUCGAGGAGGGGGACUCCAACAGUUGCUUCUGUUCUUCAAGGGCAUGUUUUUUUUCUUUUGAAAAGCUCCAAAGGCUUGUUUUUUAAUGCAAGGUGCUUGGUGUCCCUGUGGUGAAUCAGUUGUGAAGGUUUUGUGACUUAAUUGGAUAGCCAGUCAGCACAUGUUAUAUACAAAGCAGGCUUGGAGAAGGCAAUUACUUCCCAAAGUAGGCAGAGGCGUGGGAGGUGGAAAAGGGGAAAGACUGCACUCACACCAUCCCUCUUUGCUGCCAUCCAGGGCUGCUGUCACCGUGAUCAGAGAGGAGGAAGAAACAUCCCAGCUAUCCCCAGCUGGUUCUGCUAUUGGGGGGCCUCCGCAGGGGCCCCCAUCAGGGCCCGAUGGACCUGGCUCAGACUCCACUGACCCGCCCUCACAUGGAAGAGAGAAGUUCUUCCACCAUGCAAAAAUGGCUGGUCUGGCUGUGACCGGAGGAGUGGUGGCUGUGGGCGCGGUGCCCGUGGUGCUGGGCGCCGUGGGUUUCACCGGGGCAGGCAUCGCAGCCUCCUCCCUAGCGGCCAAGAUGAUGUCAGCAGCCGCCGUUGCCAACGGGGGAGGGGUUGCCGCUGGUAGCCUGGUGGCCACUCUGCAGUCUGUGGGGGCGGCUGGACUCUCCCUGUCAUCCAAAGCCCUGCUGGGUGUGGCUGGGUCAUCUUUUGGGGCCUGGAUGGGGCGUUCAAAGCAGACAGACCCUUCCUCUCCACCAGAUGGACCCAGUGGAGGUGACUGUCAGGAUGGCAACCCCCCCACUGACAAGCCCCCUGCCUCCCCAAACUGCUCAAAGAAGGAUGAGAAAUAAAGAUGAGAUGCCGUGACCUCC
Messenger RNA from Artibeus jamaicensis (Jamaican fruit-eating bat), 1514 nucleotides. RefSeq names its product interferon alpha-inducible protein 27-like protein 2. NCBI's taxonomy places the organism in Eukaryota, Metazoa, Chordata, Mammalia, Chiroptera, Phyllostomidae. The transcript is spliced from 6 exons. Gene Ontology annotation, biological process: apoptotic signaling pathway. Bases 819 to 1493 code for a protein of 224 amino acids. Gene Ontology annotation, cellular component: mitochondrion; membrane. The record is from RefSeq and is a predicted model, not a curated record.